CGCAGCGAUGUCGCUGAAGCGGCGAAGCAGCACCCCGCCGACGCGCGUUCGCGACUUUCCUCUUCUCGUCGAAAAGUCCAAGGGAGACAAAGACAAGAUGGUGGUGCAUCUCCAUGUGAUUGUGCUCGACAUGGAUGACCUGCAGACGACAACAUCGGCGUACGUGUCGGUACUGAUUGCCGACGACACUGCAGCUGCGACGCUUCUGCUGAAGCGGUCACUCGCACAGUGCUUGAACUUUGGCGACAUCCUGAGCAUCGAAAACGCAGCAUUGAUCUUCCACAACACCCACUUGGUCGUGAGUCUGUCAUCUGCAGGUCGCCUGGAACGAGUGGGGGAAUUCACCAUGGUGUUCAAGGAGAACCCCAACGUGAGCAACUACGUGUACACGAAGGACCCGUCUGGGCUCAUGGUGUUAGAUCGACGACCAAAGCCACCACAGCCACGGUAAAGGUUUUCCACCCUCCGGGACGCACUUCGCCUUUGCAUCGGCACGACAUACAACACACGAAUUCAUAUACUCAAUGCCAAGCCGUCAAAUUCAUUUUUCUCUCUUCCAACGUGCCACACUAGCCGCGACAGUCCAACUCGACUAUCAACCGCCCAUGAUUCGCCGUGUGUGAAGGCGUGCUCGAUGCAGAGUCAUGGAAUAUGGCCACAGUCGUUGGGGCGAGUCCGGUGGCCUUGAAAGUCUGCUUACGUCGCCCAAGCGAGGUGCAAUAUCUCGCCUCGAUCGUUUGCACCACC
Molecule: messenger RNA, 747 nt
Organism: Aphanomyces invadans
Lineage: Eukaryota; Oomycota; Saprolegniomycetes; Saprolegniales; Verrucalvaceae
Exons: 2
Coding region: 8-451 (147 amino acids)
Biological process (GO): response to ionizing radiation; mitotic cell cycle checkpoint signaling; double-strand break repair via homologous recombination
Cellular component (GO): SOSS complex
Molecular function (GO): DNA binding
Source: RefSeq, a predicted model, not a curated record